AUGGCAACUCCGAGGAAGGCUUCGAAUAGGCCGAAGAAACGGACUCUGGUCCGCUGGGACGAAAAUCUGAACGAGCUCCUUCUGUUGACUGUUCAGUCCGUUUGCAAUACAAAGUCGAUCAAGAUUCCUUGGGCUGAGGUCGCUAAUACCAUGGGUCAUAAUGUGACGGAGGGCGCAAUUGUACAGCACCUUGCAAAGCUCCGCAGUCGUCGAGUCUCUGCAGACAAGGCCGUUCCCCCUCCUCUUCGGCGUGGUGCUACUGGUAUGUCCAAGUCUUCUGAAGAAACGCCCACAAAGAGCGUCUCGGACGAGGCACCAAACACUAGAGCCAGCUCAAGUAAGAACAAUGUCUCCGGGUCCCGGGCUAGACCUCGACACCAGGAUACGUCCUCAGAUGAAGAAUGGGUCCAAGGAAGGGCUUCAAGAUCACGAAGGCUGCAGAAAAGAAGAAAGUCGGCAGUCAAAGCUGAGGAGAGCUCUUCAGAGGUCGAAAAGAGUGAAAGUGAUAACGAGGACAAGUGCAGCAGCGUGGGUAGUUCCAAUGAGCUUUUGGUUCCCGGUGCAAAAUUCCUCGAAUACCCCAAUGACGUGGGACAACCACAGCGUAAAGUCGUGACACUCAAGUAUCGUCGUCCUUCCGCUGCUGAGGCUGACAAUGCACCCUCCAAAUCUCUGGACACGGCCAACGACACCACUGGUGUAAAUACAUCCGUUGUCGUAUCUUCCAAACAGCCCUCUGGUGUCUAUUCUUUUGACAAUGAUCCCCAUAUGAUGGAUUAUUUUCCACACGACGUACCUAGUAGUUAUGUGCCUGGGAAUGCCUCCAAUGAGCUACCUGAAUUGCCUUCAGGAGAGAACAUAUCUUCGGGAGAUCUAUGGAACACUGACCUCUGCCCGCCCUUCUCAUCAGGCAUGGUGUAUUCGGGCUACAAUCCCGAUUUCAAUGCGAUCGCUGCAAAUGACCCAUUAGCAUUCUCUCAAGACAUGGCCAGUAGCCUUAGCUAUGAGCCUGGCAGUUAUCCAAACAUGCCCAUCAGUUAUACCAGGUCGGACCGGCCAUUGAACGACUUCGACAUGCUUGAAGACAUGAAGUGA
Aspergillus welwitschiae is the source of this 1095-nucleotide messenger RNA. RefSeq lists its product as uncharacterized. Bases 1 to 1095 code for a protein of 364 amino acids. The record is from RefSeq and is a predicted model, not a curated record. The transcript is spliced from 2 exons. NCBI's taxonomy places the organism in Eukaryota, Fungi, Ascomycota, Eurotiomycetes, Eurotiales, Aspergillaceae.